AGCUCUAGGGCGACCCCUACGCCGAAGACAGACGGAACCUGGCAUCAACGGUGCAGCAGCUCCUGCAAUGACUAUUCAAGAAAGCUUAGCUCGUUUAUCGGACCAAAUGAAGCGUAUGGAAGAGAGACUGCAAUACAUCGAGUCAACUGGCAGUAGUCGUUAUCGAACUCGCUACGAAGACGAUGAGGACGAUGGAGAGAGUGCAGAAGAAGCAGCUCCGUUAUCAACUCGAAGUCCACCGCCUCAGUCUGAGCCUGGACAGACCGGGUCCAAUGGAAUCGACAUCGUCAGGAACGAUGUCUCUACCACGGCCAAGACUGGCGGCGCCGAAUACAGGUUGACCACGGAUGAGUCGGGGAAUAUCACCUAUCACGGAGUUACAGCCCUCAAUUCCGGACCAGACGUGAUGGUUUCGCCUACGCUUCUCGCUACUCAAGGAGGCGGACCAGCUGUACCUAUCCCUUCGCUUGCCGAGUCCGUCUCUCAAAAUCAAGCCCUUGCUCCUAUCUUCCAAGCAUUGGCCGCCUCGAAGCACAUUUCAGUGGCUCCUGAAUUGGGCGACGCCUUGUUAUCCGCUUUUCAUUGCUAUGAAGUCUUUGAGAUCACUGAACACGCAGCGUUCCUCCGGGACAUGGUCCUUGGCGGCCCAUGCUAUUCCGAGCUUCUCCUCAUGGUUCUCUACGCCAGCGCGUCACGCAUGAUCGACGGAUUGACGGAAGAGCAGAAGUUGGCUCAGGGAGAUCUAUUCGUAAAGCUUGCAAAGGCCUAUCUGUGGAAGGAAAUGGAGGGCCCGACGAGGAUCACCACGAUUCAAAGCCUCUUGCUAUUGUCGGCGAGGGAGUGCGCUCUCGGGGAAGUCAGUCAAGGUUGGAAUCACGCUGGUCUGGCAUUCCGAAUGAUACAGGAUCUAGGUAUUCAUCAUGAUCCUGAAUCUGUGUCUGGGGUCUCGAACCUCUCGUUAGAGGAACAAGCAACGCGCGAUAGACUUUUCUGGGCUGCUUUCGUCUGGGAUAAGGCUCUGUCAAUGGCUCUGGGACGAGAGCCAACACUCCCACCAAGACCAGGCGGGGACCCUUCCGUUAUCCCUGAUUUCACGAACGACGAUGAGCCAUGGACGCCAUUUUUUGUACACCCCUUGAACUGCCCUGCCUCUCUUCAAGGAUACGUGUAUCCGCAAGCAAGUCGCAGUACAGUUUUUCGACUGCUCUCACGCUUAGCAGUAAUCGCUCACGACAUCAUGAUGAGCUUGUACGGCACGAAGAGUCGUGACAAUGUACCUCAUGUCCGUAUGGCGUUCGUCAACAAGACACAGAAACGUCUAAACGAAUUAUGGAGCGAUAUUCCUGCUCAUCUUGACCCAUGGCCAGAAGGACCUUCCCCACCUCCGCACGUCUUUCUCCUCUUGUGAGUUGUGAUGAAUACUCUCGCCUCCACUCAACCUGAUGCCGCACAGAAUGUUCUUCGAAGCAUCUUACAUUCUCCUUCAUAGGCCCAUCGUCAGUCCACACGACAUCGCAACUGCUUCCGGGCCCGCCGCCGUAUGUCUCCAGCACAGUAGUGAGGCUACAAACCUGGCGGUCAGAUUCACUCGUACAUUUGGCGAGUAUCUGAGGUAUCUACCGAGAUACUGCUGGUUCGUAGCUGCGAGCUUUGACAUUGUCAUGCUUGAUAGUAAGAUCCAGUCUGUUCAGCGACUCGCUUUGGAUCGAUUGAGCUUGUGGUUAAAUACCAUGACCAACAAUUUACUCCGCGCACCCAGCAUGAGGCGGUCUGUCCAACAUAUCAGUAGUCGAAUCUACGAGGUCCUCGCGAGGAAUCCGUAUCUCGCUCAAUCUCC
Kockovaella imperatae is the source of this 1837-nucleotide messenger RNA. Its product is annotated as fungal-specific transcription factor domain-domain-containing protein. NCBI's taxonomy places the organism in Eukaryota, Fungi, Basidiomycota, Tremellomycetes, Tremellales, Cuniculitremaceae. Gene Ontology annotation, molecular function: DNA binding; zinc ion binding. The transcript has 6 exons. Bases 68 to 1408 code for a protein of 446 amino acids. The record is from RefSeq and is a predicted model, not a curated record. Gene Ontology annotation, biological process: DNA-templated transcription.